AUGUCCCCUGGCCUGAUUAUCAGCAAUAUUUUUCUAGUGGCAAAAAAGGGGGGCCAACUUCGGCCUGUUAUCAAUUUACGCGCCCUCAACGCGUUUGUCAGAUACCGCCAUUUCAAAAUGGAGGGCAUCCAUCUCCUUCAGGACCUCCUACAGAUGGGAGAUUGGAUGGUCAAGCUGGACUUGAAGGACGCUUAUCUUACUGUCCCAGUAGAGGACGCGUCCAGGAACCUUCUAUGUUUCUCUUGGCAGGACAGGAUUUGGCGGUUCAGGUGCCUCCCAUUCAGCCUAUCUUCGGCUCCCUGGUGUUUCACCAAGCUGAUGCGUCCGUCUAUGGCGUGGCUACGCAGUCGUGGAGUUCGUCUCAUCAUAUAUCUGGACGAUAUUCUGGUCAUGGCCCAGAAUCGGUCAGUGUUGCUGGAUCAUCUUCACUGGACCAUGGAUCUUCUGUCGGAUCUAGGUUUCCUCCUCAAUCAGGAGAAAUCUUGCCUCACCCCGUCUCACGAGAUGGAGUUCUUGGGGUUUCUGGUGGAUGCCACGGCAGGGACGCUCAGCCUACCCCCGGCCAAGGUUCGGUCCAUACGGAAGGAGUUGUGCAAAGCCAGGUCGUCUUCCCAGAUCCCUUUACGCCAACUAGCCAGGAUCAUAGGUCUGCUGGCCUCAUCUAUCCAGGCGGUUUUCCCAGCCCCGCUCCACUACCGGGCUCUGCAGCGCCUGAAGAUCUCCCACCUACGGGCGGGAGCUUCCUAUGCGGAUUGGAUCUCGCUGGACGAGGAGACCAAGGAGGAGCUAUCCUGGUGGAUCCACAAUCUGCAAGCUUGGAACGGCAAGGCGAUUUUCGGCCAUCGUCCGGAUUUCGUGGUGGAUUCGGAUGCCAGCCUGUCGGGCUGGGGAGCUCACUGCGAGGGGAUCACGACUGGAGGCGGUUGGUCAGAGGCCGAGGCAGGAUUCCAUAUCAACGCGCUGGAACUGUUGGCUGGAUCUUUUGCGAUCAAGAGCUUCACGAGAGACACGGCCAGAUCCUGCAUACAACUGCGCAUGGACAAUGUGUCAGCGGUGAGGUAUAUCAACGGCAUGGGCGGAACUCACUCCACCAUCUUGUCUCGUUUGGCGAAGGAUUUCUGGGACUACUGUCUAGACAAGGAGUUGAUUGUUUUGGCGGAAUAUCUCCCUGGCGUCCAGAACAUUCAUGCAGAUUGGAGUUCUCGGUAUCUUUCCGAUUCCAGCGACUGGCAGUUAGAUCCAACGGUGUUCCGUUCCUUAAUGUCAGUUUGGGGUCCUUUCUGCAUCGACCUGUUUGCUUCCCGUCUCAACUCGCAACUACAACGUUUUUACAGUUGGCGCCCGGACCCGGAAGCCGAAGCGGUGGACGCGUUUCUGCAGGAUUGGUCCAGAGAUCUGCUUUACGCGUUUCCUCCAUUCCAGCUGAUCCCCAGGACCCUGAUUCAUGUGAGGUGUUAUUCGGCGGAUCUGGUACUGCUGGUCCCAUUUUGGAACUCCCAGUCUUGGUUUCCCCACCUUCUGGAGAUGUUGAUAGAGAUCCCGUACCUGCUCCCGACAUCUCAGACUCUCCUCCGAGGACCGAAUCGCCAGCUACAUCCUCUUCUCCUAGACGGAUCCCUGCGCCUGCUGGCAUGUCGGAUUUCAGGGGUCCCUGGGAGGUCCCAGGGGUUUCGGGAACAGCUAGAGUCCUUUUGGAAAAUGCAUGGGCCCCAGGCACCAGAAGAUCUUACAGAUCAGCCUGGGGAUCUUUGGCUCGCUGGUGCGUGGCUAGGGACUUGGAUCCCGUAUCGGCACCUGUGAUGGAGAUCUUACAUUUCCUAUCUUCUUUGUUUGACCAGGGCAAGGCCUAUCGCACAAUCAGCCUGUUCAGAUCGGCUAUUUUUGCCUCUCACCAAGGGUUUGAUGGUACUCCUGCGGGACAACAUCCUUUAGUAUGUCGUCUCCUGCGCGGUUCUUGGAUGUCUCGUCCUCCUAGGCCUAGAUUUUCUGCCACUUGGGAUGUGUCUUGUGUCCUUUCCUUUUUAUCUUCUUGGCCUCAGAACGCGGACCUUUCCCUUCGGCAACUGUCGGCGAAGCUCGUCACUCUCUUUUGUCAGAUUUCCUGCAAGCGGGUUUCAGACGUCCGGGCUUUGGACUAUGAUGCACGCUCGUACACCCCGGAGGGGGUCUCUUUUGACAUCUCGAGGAGGACUAAGACCCGCAUACGCUCGGUGGCUUAUCCUGCUUUCCCGGCUUCACCUUCACUUUGCCCAGUGGCCUGCCUCAAGGAGUAUGAGGCUCGCACCUCUCUGCAUCGGUCACGUUGAGAUCGGCCUAUUCGGUGGUAUCCUUGGGUCUACGUCCUGGUUCGGAGGGUCGGCAGUUUGGUUCCAGCCGAUCGUAUGAUGUGGACAGCUUCAGGAGAUUCUUCAGCGUUGUUCCUGUUGUUCCAGUUCGCUUCCGGAUGGAUGGCGCUUUGUUCCCAGGCUGUUCCGGUUCCUGGUUGGCGGUUCAGUUGGAUGUUUCGUGUUUGGACUUACAAAGAGAGAGGAGGUUUUGCAGGCGGUGUGGCCUGUUAUAGGGGGACUAUGGGGAGGGGCUGAUGACAUGUUUCAAUAUUUUUAUGUUUUCUUUGCUGCUAUUGGUCAGAGUAAAGAAGGAGA
Molecule: messenger RNA, 2642 nt
Organism: Bufo gargarizans (Asiatic toad)
Lineage: Eukaryota; Metazoa; Chordata; Amphibia; Anura; Bufonidae
Exons: 2
Coding region: 1-1800 (599 amino acids)
Molecular function (GO): site-specific DNA-methyltransferase (adenine-specific) activity; DNA binding
Source: RefSeq, a predicted model, not a curated record